GGAGAAAGAAGGGGCCGGGCCGGGUCCCCGACCCUCCGCCCCCGGAUGGAUAUGCCGGGCCCGGUGUCCCGGCGAGGGGCGGCAGCCGCUGCAACCAUGCUCCUGCGCACGAUCCGGGUUCCCCGUGAGUGCUGGUUCCUGCCGACCGCGCUUCUCUGCGUGUACGGUUUCUUCGCCAGCCUCAGGCCAUCCGACCCUUUCCUAACCCCUUACCUGCUGGGACCGGACAAGAACCUCACCAAGAGGGAGGUCUUCAAUGAAAUUUAUCCAGUAUGGACUUACUCUUACCUGGUGCUACUGUUACCUGUGUUCCUUGCCACAGACUACCUCCGUUAUAAACCUCUUGUUCUGCUGCAGGGACUCAGCCUUAUUGUUACAUGGUUCAUGCUGCUCUAUGCCCAGGGACUGCUGGCCAUUCAGUUCUUGGAAUUCUUCUAUGGUAUUGCAACAGCCACUGAAAUUGCCUAUUACUCUUACAUCUACAGUGUGGUAGAGCUGGGCAUGUACCAGAAAGUCACAAGUUACUGUCGAAGUGCCACAUUGGUGGGCUCCACAGUGGGCUCCAUUCUGGGGCAAAUCCUUGUCUCAGAAGCAGGCUGGUCCCUGUUCAGCCUAAAUGUCGUCUCUCUUACCUCUGUUUCUGUGGCUUUUGCUGUCGCCUGGUUUUUGCCUGUGCCACAGAAGAGCCUUUUCUUUCACCAUAAUCCAUCCACGUGCCGGACAAUGAAUGACACCAAGGUGCAGAAUGGUGGCAUUGUUACUGACACUUCAGCUGCUAACCACCACCUUCCUGGCUGGGAAGACAUCAAGUCAAAAAUCCCUCUGAAUAUGGAGGAGCAUCCCACGGAGAAACCCGAAGCCAAGCCAGACCGUCUCCUUGUGCUGAAGGUCCUUUGGAAUGAUUUCUUGAUAUGCUACUCUUCCCGUCCCUUGCUCUCCUGGUCUGUAUGGUGGGCCCUCUCCACCUGUGGCUAUUUUCAAGUUGUGAACUACAUACAGGGCCUUUGGGAACAAGUGAUGCCUUUUCGCCAGGCUGUUAUUUAUAAUGGUGGUGUGGAGGCUGUUUCAACCUUACUGGGUGCUGUUGCUGUGUUUGCAGUUGGUUAUAUAAAAAUAUCAUGGUCAACUUGGGGAGAAAUGACAUUGUCUCUGUUUUCCCUCCUCAUUGCUGCUGCCGUGUAUAUCAUGAACACUGUGGGUAACAUUUGGGUGUGCUAUGCAUCCUAUGUUGUCUUCAAAAUCAUCUACAUGUUACUCAUCACAAUAGCAACUUUCCAGAUUGCUGCAAACCUCAGCAUGGAGCGCUAUGCCCUGGUAUUUGGUGUAAAUACCUUCAUUGCCCUGGCAUUACAGACUGUACUCACUUUAAUUGUGGUAGAUGCCAGUGGUCUUGGCUUAAAAAUUACCACUCAGUUCUUGAUCUACGCUGGCUAUUUCGCACUCAUCGCUGUGGUUUUCCUGAUUAAUGGUGCAGUCAGUAUUAUAAAGGAAUACAGAAAGCCAGAAGAUCCAGAAUCGAUUUCUCAAGUCACUACUUCAUAAUACACUGCUGACAGACUUCUUCUUAUAGCAAGAACUCUGCACAGCAACUGUGCCUGGAUGUAUUUAAUUUUUUAAGGUGUAGACAUAUAUAUUUAUGAAUGUGCAUUUCAUGGCUUCAAAGCAGCCACUUUACUAACAUGUUGUAUUAUUGGACUAUUAUAAUAAUAUUCAAAGGCCAGAAGUGAAGUUUAUUUCAUGAGUUAUUUAUGAGAGCUAAAUUUAAGGAUGAUUUUUUUUCCCCCUCAUUCAAAGGUAAACUUGAUUUUGAAACGAAGUAAUCAAGCAGCACAUGACUUGUACACUUGAUUAGCAAAUGAGUUGGAUGUAUUA
Molecule: messenger RNA, 1872 nt
Organism: Elephantulus edwardii (Cape elephant shrew)
Lineage: Eukaryota; Metazoa; Chordata; Mammalia; Macroscelidea; Macroscelididae
Gene: SLC19A2
Product: solute carrier family 19 (thiamine transporter), member 2
Exons: 6
Coding region: 46-1542 (498 amino acids)
Biological process (GO): vitamin transport; transmembrane transport
Cellular component (GO): plasma membrane
Molecular function (GO): vitamin transmembrane transporter activity
Source: RefSeq, a predicted model, not a curated record